This is a messenger RNA of Toxotes jaculatrix (banded archerfish), 3980 nucleotides long. RefSeq names its product E3 ubiquitin/ISG15 ligase TRIM25-like. Bases 140 to 1975 code for a protein of 611 amino acids. Gene Ontology annotation, molecular function: protein binding. The record is from RefSeq and is a predicted model, not a curated record. The transcript has 9 exons. Lineage: Eukaryota; Metazoa; Chordata; Actinopteri; Toxotidae.
UGCGGAAGGGCUAUUCCUGUAUCCUGACCCCUCCCCUCCACAACAACACACCGGGAGUCAGGAAAAGCUUCAUCAGUGGGACCGAAGGCAACAGGCGGACCAGAAUCCGCCCGAGGUCUGAGGAGACGCCGCCGCAGAGAUGGCACAGGCGAAUAUCUCGGUGACGGAGAGCCAGUUCAGGUGUCCCAUCUGCCUGGACAUCCUGAAGGACCCGGUGUCCAUCCCGUGCGGACACACUUACUGCAUGGCGUGCGUUAACAACUACUGGGACCAGGCGGAGUCGGGCCAGUUCAGCUGCCCCCAGUGCCGGGAGACGUUCAGUCCCCGGCCGGUGUUGCGGAGGAACACGGUUCUCGCCGAAGUCGUCGACAAACUCAAGCUGAGCGAGAUAGUCUCGGCGCCGGAACCUUACCUGGUGGGAGUCGGGGAAGUGCCGUGCGACUUCUGCCCGGCGGAGGGCAAGCUGAGGGCGGUCAAGUCGUGCCUGGUCUGCCUGGCGUCCUUCUGCGAGCUCCACGUCCUGCCGCACCGAGAGGUCGGGACGCUGCGGCGCCACAAGCUGGUAGCCGCGGUGGAGUGUCUGCCGGAGCGGCUAUGCGCUCAGCACCGCCUGGGUCUGGAGCCCGCCGGGAGCGGUACCGAAGCGGAGGCCGCGGUGGAGUGGAGCGGGGACUGCCUGCUGUGCGAGGCGGACCAGGAGGAGGUGCACAACGUGGACGCACAGAGAGCCAGGAGACAGCUCCAGCUCCAGGAGUCUCAGAGAAUGUUUCAGGGGAAAAUUCGGAUUGGAGAGAGAGAGAUAGAGGAAUUUCAACAAAGCCUAGAGUCCUUCAAGGUGUCAGCGUCGGCUGUUCUCGAGGACAGUGAAGCUCUGUUUGCAGACAUGGCGCUCCGCCUGGAGAAAACCAAGACAGAGGUUCGAGCGAGGCUGGAGGCGAAGGAGCGAGCGGUGGUGGGGAGGGCCGAACGCGACAUAGAGAUGCUGGAGAAAGAUUUGGAGGAGCUGAGGAAGAGAGACGAAGAGAUCAGUCAGCUGCUGCAAACCGAAGACAACAUGCAUUUCUUACAGGCGGCUCCGCUGCUGUGCAUCCCUCUCGCCACCGGUCAGCACUCCAGAGCCCUCAGCCUGCCCACAGAGGCCUUCAGCGGCGCCAGGAGAGCGCUGUGCCACUUCCGCAGCCGAAUGGAGGAAACAUGCAGGGAGGAGGUGGACAAGAUCAGCCGAGCAGUUAAUGAGAAUUAUGUGUCAGGUGGAGAGUGUGUAAAAGGUGGCAGAAAUCUGAGUGUGGAGAACGCCAAACCUCAGCAAAUGCAACCAACAGCAGGGCAACAUGCCACUAGGGCAGUGCCGGUGUCAUUCCCUCUGUCCUCUUUAUCUCUGCAGCCGGCUGAUCAGAGAAUGAGGGCAGCUUUCCUCAGGUUUUCGUGUCGUCUGUCCUUGGACCCUGAUACAGCCCACCCUACUCUGAUUCUCCUGGAGGGGCCCCAGGGUGCCCACUGUGGCGAGGAGCCCCAGGCCUACCCCCCUCACCCGCAGCGCUUUGAUUCAGUGGCCCAGGUCCUGUGCAGGGAGGGCCAGUUUGGUGGUGCCAGCUACUGGGAGGUGGAGUGGAGGGGCGGGGGAUGGAUCGACAUCGGUGUCACCUAUCGAGGUAUUGGACGCAAAGGUGGUGGAAAGCCUUGCCUGCUUGGGCGCAACGAGAAUUCCUGGAGGCUGAGGUGCACGCACGCUGGAUACGCCGCCUGGCACGACAACCGCAAGACCACGGUGGCGGCGCCGCCAUGCCCCAGGAUUGGCGUGUUCCUGGAACGCCAGAAAGGAGCGUUGUCCUUCUACAGUGUGUCGGACACAGUGGUCCUCCUGCACACGUUUCGUUGCCUGUUCUCUCAGCCACUGUACCCGGCCUUCCGCCUGGACCUGGACUCCACCCUGCUCAUCUGCCCCCAUGAGGGAGGCAACGGAAACCCAGCCUAACCUUCCCUCCCUCCACAUCCUGGACCCCUCAUUUAACUGCUGCAGGAAAGGGCUCUUCACUCUGCGAAUGGGUAUGAACAUUUAAAAUAAAAGUUUUUGGUGGUGUAGGUACAUUUAGGGGAAAUGUUUCGUAUCAGAGGGUGAAUUUUUUUUUUAUUUAAUUCCCUAAAAAUGACAGGCUGAAUAUUUAAUACCUGUGACUACUUGAAUACCCACAGCGAGAGAUUUUUCUGUAUCAGUCUCACUGCCAUGUGACAUGGGAAACCUCAUUACCGGCAAAAGUGACCUCAGCUUCAGAUUUAGACAAAUUUAAUGCCAUAUUGUAGUGGAUCUUUUGCUUUGGGUAACGUCGGUCAUGUUCUUUGAGGCCAUAUGAGGUCUUUGUCUUUUAUGUGGGUGCGUUUUUGUGUACAACACAUUGCAGGUCUGUGUUUAAAGUAGAAUACCAUGAACCAUAGAAAUAGUCUGAUAUUUGGAAAAUAUGCUUAUUCACUUUCCUGGCGAGAGUUAGAUGUGAAGAUUGAUGCCACUGUCAUGCCUGUACAGUGAAUAAGCUACUGCCAGCAGUCGGUUAGCUUAGCUUAGCACAAAGACUGGAAGCAAAGGGAAUAAGCUAGCCUGACUCUGUCCAAAGAUAACAAAACUACAACUUCUUGUUUUUACACUUUAGCUUCAACAGCAGUUAGUGUUACUAUGGUGGCUUCAUAUUUACUGUGCCAUCAUGAGAGUGGUGUAGAUCUAAGUAAUCUAAGAAAGGAAAGCAAAUAACUUAUCCUAAAAUAUCAAAAUAUUCCUUUCAGGCUACAUUCAUAUUUAUGAUAAUGUGAUUUUUUUUUUUGUUUUAAUCAUAUCUAUGUCAGUAUAUAACCCAUAUUUAUUAACAAUAUAUUAUUACAUAUUCUAGAGUGAUGUUUGAAAUGGCACAUGUACACAGCAUCAUUUUCAUUGCUGUCUCUGCUAUGCUAACGCUGGUUCAGGCACACCACUGAAGCCACUACCAGCUGGCAAUACCUUUGUGACCUGGAUGAUUUAAAAUAUACUUACUGUCAUUGCAACACUGGUGAAUUAUGUUGGAGUUGGGGGGGAAAUAUCAGAGACAUUGUACUUUGCAUGCUUCCAAAUCCAGUCGUGUUAUAUCUCAUAUGCAAUCAUAUCUACUCAAGUCCAGUCUUGUUAUUACCUCAUAUCCAUUCAAUCAGGAUCAGGUUUGAAAAUAAUGUGGCUGAAUGUGAAAGAGAGAGAACGUUAAUGUGAGGAAACAUAUCAGAAGAAGAAUGUGAACGCUUUAAGUCGCUGGUGUUUCCACUGACCCCUGCUUCCACCUGGAAACAGUUUGACUGUAGCACUAACACGGACAAGGAUGCACUCACAACGCUCAAAGUGAGUGACCUCGUCCUCUGUCUGGAUGGACGAAUACUCUACCUACAGCUUUUCUUGGAUUGUGGCAUCAUUUUUCAUUGAAGCUUUCUUUUUGAAUGGUGCUAAUCCAGAGGGGUGCGAUCAUUUGACCGAGCACUGUGUGAGGCCGGUAUGUCAGCAAUUAUAAAUUCAGAGACACAGAAAGGUUACAUAUUUAUGAUCUAUCAACUUUAUAUGUAUUUAUCAAAGGCAUGUUCAGAAAUAUGCAAGCUCCAUUAAAAUAACACUAACAGAAAACUUAUUUAUACCGUGUUGCAGCAGUGCAGCACAUGAACUCGGGAGAACAAGCAGGUCUAGAAAAUUCUAUUUCUGAAUGUGCCAGUUUAUCUGUCAGGUCAGUCCAAAGUAAGGAACAUGUUUUGUUUUUUUCUUUUAUUUGUCCACAAAGUGCAUUAUUCCACAAGCUGUUUGACUGUAACAUGAACUGAGCUGUAAAAUUUUAUCUCCUUGUAGCAUUUUCACUUCCUGUUUACACACUGUGCUUCAGCUAUUGUUCUUUAAUGUGACUGUGAAAUAUGGUGUAUUUGUUGCUCUUUCCCAGAUGACCAUCGUACCGUAGCUUGUGAUAAACUGAUCCAGGUCUGAA